AUGGGAGCUGCACGUGUCAAGAGACGUUUCAGUGCUGUGGUGGACAGCCCGGUAGACGAAGAGGAGGUCAUGAAGCUGGCGCAAAGCGCAGCAGAUACAGCACGGACCGGGGGUGGCGCAGGCAGUCCCGGGGCCUCCGCCAACCCGUCUCCGACCCGCAAUGGCAGAGUGCUCACUGCACAGGGGGACGGAAGCGGGAGCAGUGGAGGCGCAGCUCGAGCAGGGGGAGCUGGAGGAGGAGUGUGCAGGGGAGGACGCUUGGGGCUGAGGGGGCUGGGGGGAACGGGCGGCGGCUGCUCCUUCCCCGAGUGGGACCCGGCCUCCCCUUCCCCUCCCCCUCCCAGUCGCCGUCGCCGGCCCCGCAGCCGCUUUGUGGGCAAGGACGGGCGCUGCAACGUCACCUUCGUCAACAUGAGCGAGAGGGGCCAGCGAUACCUCACCGACCUCUUCACCACCUGUGUGGACAUCCGCUGGCGCUGGAUGUUUGUGGUAUUCUCCCUCUCCUUCCUCCUCUCCUGGCUGCUCUUCGGGUUCACCUUCUGGCUCAUUGCCUCUGCCCACGGGGACCUCUCUGCCUCCUCAGCCUCCAGCCCUGCCUCCUCAGGAUCGCAGGGGAAGCUGGAGGAGGAGCCCUGCUUCCUUCAGGUGAACAGCUUCAUGGCGGCCUUCCUCUUCUCUCUGGAGACCCAAACCUCCAUAGGCUACGGCUUCCGUAGCGUGACGGAGGCCUGCCCCCUGGCGGUGCUGGCGGUCGUGUUGCAGUGCAUUGUGGGCUGCAUCAUCGACGCCUUCAUCAUCGGGGCGGUCAUGGCCAAGAUCGCCAAGCCCAAGAAGCGCAAUGAAACACUGGUGUUCUCUGACACGGCGGUGGUGGCCCUGCGUGAUGGCAAGCUCUGCAUGAUGUGGCGAGUGGGCAACCUGAGGAAGAGUCACCUGGUUGAGGCUCACGUUCGCGCCCAACUUCUCAAGCCAAGGGUGACCCCAGAGGGCGAGUACCUUCCUCUGGACCAUGUGGACAUAAACGUGGGCUUUGACACAGGCACAGACCGGAUCUUCCUGGUGUCGCCCAUCACCAUUGUGCACGAGAUUGAUGAGGAAAGCCCGUUCUUUGAGAUGGACAAGCAGACCCUGGAGGGUGAUGAGGAGCUGGAGGUGGUGGUCAUCCUAGAAGGAAUGGUAGAGGCCACCGCCAUGACCACGCAGUGCCGCAGCUCCUACCUGACCUCCGAAAUCCUAUGGGGUCACCGCUUUGAGCCAGUGCUCUUUGAGAAGAAGAACUGCUACCAGGUGGACUACUCCUACUUCCAUCGCACGUACGAGAUUCCCAGCACGCCCACUUGCAGUGCAAAGGAGCUUGCAGAGAAGAAGUACAUCGAAGGGUCCCGCUCCUCGUUUUGUUAUGAGAACGAAGUCGCGCUGCAGCUCUCGUCCCCUGCCCCACAGUCUCCUUCGCCGCCUCCCCAGAGCGACUCGCACACAGAGCUAAUUCACCCUCACACACACUGAGGAAGGGGAGCUGAGACGGUGGGCUGGUACGUUAGACGGGCAGACCGAGGUGAGAACAGGGUGAUGAAAGAGCAGGGAGGCAGUUUAGAGAAAGGAAAGCAUUGCAGGAAGUGGAAAGAAAGAGAACAAAAAAGCCGUGAAGGACAUGGCGAUGAGAUGAAAAUGAGAGGAUGAGGCAAGGAU
Scleropages formosus (Asian bonytongue) is the source of this 1689-nucleotide messenger RNA. RefSeq names its product potassium inwardly rectifying channel subfamily J member 14 (gene kcnj14). Gene Ontology annotation, biological process: regulation of monoatomic ion transmembrane transport; potassium ion import across plasma membrane. The transcript is spliced from 3 exons. Lineage: Eukaryota; Metazoa; Chordata; Actinopteri; Osteoglossiformes; Osteoglossidae. Gene Ontology annotation, cellular component: plasma membrane. The record is from RefSeq and is a predicted model, not a curated record. Bases 1 to 1506 code for a protein of 501 amino acids. Gene Ontology annotation, molecular function: inward rectifier potassium channel activity.